GUCUGCUGCGUUUUUUUCCUUACACAUAAAACAUGAUGGGAACAGCCCUCAAAUACGUGUUUACAUUAUAAAUAUAUAUACAAAUAUAUGUAUACACAUAUAUAUUUAAGUGUAGCUAUGCCUGUACAUGUAUAUAUGUCUAUGCAUGAGUCAAAUAUACAUAUGCGUAUGCCUCUUUCUUUAUAUUUUAGAAGAAUAAGCAUGCCCACACCCAAGGCUCCACAUCCCCCCGCACUGCUGCUCCAGCAGCUUCCUUCCCUCGGCAAUGCUCUGAUUUCUGUGGGAAAGGGGGGAGCAGCCAGCGCUGGGGGACACGGACAAAGGCUGCCCCAGCCCCAGUGAGGGCCAGAGCUGUGGGGCAGGGGACAGCAGAGAAGUGGCCCAGCCCCAUGGCACCUGUGCAGGACACAUGCCUGCGUGGGAGUGGGGUGUGUGUGUAUGAAGGGUGUGUGCAUGUGUGUUUGUAGGUGUGUCUGUGCAUGUACGGGUGUACACAUCUGUGUUUGUAUGUGCACACAUGUGUUUCUAUAUGUAUGUGGGUGCACAUGUAUGCAUAUGUAUGCGUAAUAUAGGUAUGUUUAUAUGUGUAUGUAUAUGCACAUCCGUGUCUGUAGGCAAGUGCGUGUCAGCACCUGUAUGCGUUUAUCUGUGUGUAUAUAUAUGUAUAUAUGUGUGCAUAGGAGCUUGUGUGUGCAUAUAUGUGCAUCUAUAUAUGUGUAUAUAUGUUUCUAUGUGUUUGUGUGUAUAGUACCCGUGUAUGUCCAUGUACACGUGUGUACAUACGUGUGUACAUAUGUGUGUACACAUAUGUGCCCCCACCGCAGCCCAGUGUCCCUCUGCCCGCUCGGGCGCGCGGCCCCGCGGCACAUGACGUCAUGCCAGCGAGGCCGGGCGCGCCCGCGCUGGCGCGCGGCCAAGGUGACGUCUUCGGGAGCGCCCACGUGACGCGGCUCCAUUGAGAAAACGCCGGCCCGGCGGCGCGGCCCUAUAUAAAGGCGGGUGCGGGUGUGCGGGGCCGGACGGGUCGUGCUGCGCUGAGCGACCGCGGGACACCGGCCGCUCCGACACUGGCCGCGACUUCCUCAUCUUCCUCUUCCUCUUCCCUCCUUCCCCCGGCCGGAGCCGCCAUGGUGAACCUGCGGGUGUGCGCGCUGGAGUGCGAGGCGCUGCGGGGGCUGCUGCAGGAGCGCGCCGCGCAGUGCCUCGUCCUCGACUGCCGCUCCUUCUUCUCCUUCAACGCCGCGCACAUCCGCGGCUCCUGCAACGUCCGCCUCAGUACCAUCGUCCGCCGCCGCGCAAAGGGCGCCCUGGCCUUGGAGCACGUUGUCCCCAACGAGGAACUCCGCUCCCGCCUGCGCCAGGGGCUGGUUCACACCGUGGUGCUGCUGGACGAGCGCAGCGCCGACCUGGAGCUGCCCAAGCGCGACAGCACGCUGCUGCUGGCCCUCGGCACCCUCUGCAGGGAGGCUCGCGGCGCCCGCAUCUGCUUCCUCAAGGGUGAGUGGCGCCGGGACCGCCCCGGCACCCGUCGGAGGGGAGGGGGGACCGCGGCAGUGCCGUCCCUGGGGCUCCGCUCGCCCCCCGGCCGUGCCGCGCUCACCCGGCGCCUCUCUGUUCCCUCUGCCCCUGCAGGAGGUUAUGAAGCGUUCUCGUCCGCCUGCUCCGAGCUCUGCACCAAGCCGGCCGCCCCCACGGGCCUCAGCCUGCCCCUCAGCGCCAGCAGCGCGCCCGGCAGCGCCGACUCGGGGUGCAGCUCCUGCGGAACCCCUCUCUACGACCAGGGUGGACCGGUGGAAAUCCUGCCGUUCCUCUACUUGGGCAGCGCUUACCAUGCCUCCCGGAAAGACAUGCUGGAUGCUUUGGGAAUCACGGCGUUAAUCAAUGUAUCAGCGAACUGCCCCAACCACUUCGAAGGGCACUACCAGUAUAAAAGCAUCCCUGUGGAGGACAACCACAAGGCAGAUAUCAGCUCCUGGUUUAACGAGGCGAUUGAUUUCAUAGACUCUGUUAAAAAUGAUGGAGGAAGGGUAUUUGUGCACUGCCAGGCUGGCAUUUCCCGGUCAGCAACCAUCUGCCUUGCUUACCUCAUGAGGACCAACAGAGUCAAACUGGAUGAAGCCUUUGAGUUUGUGAAGCAGAGGAGAAGCAUCAUCUCCCCAAACUUCAGCUUCAUGGGGCAGCUGCUGCAGUUUGAGUCGCAGGUCCUUGCCCCCAACUGCUCAGCAGAAGCUGGUAGCCCUGCUAUGUCAGUAUUGGACAGAGGAGCAUCGACCACCACGGUCUUUAACUUUCCAGUCUCCAUCCCUGUUCACACCUCAUCCAGUGCUUUAAGCUAUCUCCAGAGCCCCAUCACCACUUCCCCAAGCUGCUGAAAAGCGGGUGAAAAUAUGGCCAGAACUCAGACUUACUGUCUCAGAAGUGCAAUAACUACAGGGACAGUGUCAUCAGUUACUUGUGUUUUGUGGGGAACCAUCCAUGCAUCCCAGAACAGUGUCAUUAAUGGAGAGGAGCUCACCUGAUGCCAGAGAACUAGGUGUUACUGACUGUUCUGCUGACUUCUGAAGCCAGUAUCUGGAUGUCUACACAGAUAUCAAAGGACACUGUCUCUUCUUGAGCUGUUCCUCCUUGUCUUCUGUCUGUCCUAAGCCUGCUCCAUGUUUAGUAGCAUGCUCACCAGUAUUCCCAUUCCUGGACACUUUGAGCAACACUGAUGCUGUCCCCUUUUAUAUGACAGUCCUAUUUAUUUAUUUUUACAUUAGUGCAUUGGGGUUUUUUGCCUUCACAAGCCUAAAGUUUCAUUUCUAGAGAAACAAAAUACCUCAGUAUUUUUUUUGGUACUAUAAUCCUGUGUGUGUAUAUAUCUGUCAGCUCUUCUUGUGUCCCAAGCACUGACAUGAAAGCACCAGGCGAGUGCUUUUUUGAGUUGCCAAGGGUUGUAUGUUUGAUUUAUUUAUGAUGUGAAAUAAUAUAUUUCUUCUUAUGAAGACAUAGUUUUGUUACAUGAUUAUAACUUUUUUUAUACAAACAGAAUAAAUUAUGGUAUUUCUAUUGAGCUGGA
Messenger RNA from Strigops habroptila (Kakapo), 3058 nucleotides. It is a transcript of the gene DUSP1, whose product is annotated as dual specificity phosphatase 1. The transcript is spliced from 3 exons. Gene Ontology annotation, molecular function: protein tyrosine/threonine phosphatase activity; MAP kinase tyrosine/serine/threonine phosphatase activity. Gene Ontology annotation, biological process: negative regulation of p38MAPK cascade; protein dephosphorylation; endoderm formation. The record is from RefSeq and is a predicted model, not a curated record. The coding region runs from base 1128 to 2372 and encodes 414 amino acids. NCBI's taxonomy places the organism in Eukaryota, Metazoa, Chordata, Aves, Psittaciformes, Psittacidae. Gene Ontology annotation, cellular component: cytoplasm; nucleus.